This is a messenger RNA of Rhincodon typus (whale shark), 2572 nucleotides long. RefSeq names its product protein FAM184B-like. The record is from RefSeq and is a predicted model, not a curated record. Lineage: Eukaryota; Metazoa; Chordata; Chondrichthyes; Orectolobiformes; Rhincodontidae. The transcript has 7 exons. The coding region runs from base 1 to 864 and encodes 287 amino acids.
AUGCAUUACUGCACAUGGGAUUUUAAAGAGUGUAAUUACCAGAACCAGCUGAAAGCACUUGAAGACGAUCUUUUAAAGUCCCAGAGUGAGGCCUCCGAGCUGCAAAAAGAGAAAAUACUUCUUCAGGAAGCACUUUCACAACUCAAAAAGGAGCUUGAGUCAAGCAAUCAGAAAGUUGUCCAGCACAGAAGUGAAGAGGAGCAACAUCAGAAGUCUCUGCAAGAAGAGUUUAAGGCUCAGCAUGAAAAAGAAAUCAACUUUCUCAAGCAAAACCACCUGAAAGAAAUUCAAGGCAUUGUGUCUGAUUUCAGCAGCUCCCAAACCCGUCUCCAAGCAAAGAUAGUUUCCUUGGAAACAGAAGUGAAAGAGAUGGAAGAAAAAUCAAAGAAGCAUGAAUCCAAACCAGAAGAUUUGCAUCAUAUUAGCAAACUUCAAGAUAAGUUAUCUGAACGUGACCAGGUUAUCAAAAAACUUCUGGAUGAAAGAAGAUUUCACCAAUUAGCCAUGGCCAACAGUGAAAGCAGCAUCAAUAGAAGUCUAUAUGGUGGAACCUUCACACCCACCUUGAAGAAGAAGAGAACGGAAGACUUACCAGUCCGGGUGGUCAGUGUUCCCAACCUGAGUUCAUAUGAGAAAAGUUUUCUAAGCUCAGACUUAAGUCCAACCAAUAGGUUUCCUCUAAUGACGAAAUCUCCGAGCCUGGACCAAAGCCUCAGCAGCACAUCAAGGUUAUUGAAUCAGCCUGCACAAGUCCAGCCAUCUAAACAAGCCCCAAGCAUUUCAAAUGAGAAAGGCAAGAAUAAAGAAACUAAAGGAAAAGAUCUUCAGCGACAGGAAUGGUUCACAAAGUAUUUUUCAUUCUAGGAAUGAGCUACAUGUGUAUUUAUUCCCAUUCUGCCAGUUAUUUUCCUUUUAAAUGUUCUUCUCAACUAACAUUUUCCAGAUUCCAACUGAGAUUGUAGAGGCAGAAUGCUUGUAAGGAUAUGCCAGUGUUGUUCUGAACAACUUACAAGAAAUUACAUGAAGUGGGGAUUGACUCAUUUUUACUCUCUUAUGAGGAAGUGUGUCUCUGCUCAGCAUAUCCCCAGAUCAACUGACUGAAGGAGGGCAUGUGUCUUUUGGCAAUUGUAUGUAAAAUACCAUGUUUCAAAACUCUGGUGUAAACAUUAGCAUGCUGUCCCACUAGAGCUUUUAUAUCAAAAAGAACUGUUUCUUGCAUGCUGUUUUACCAUUAAUUUUAAAAUAGCUUUGGGAGACUUAUUACUGUUGUCAUCAACUUCCCUAUGAUCCAAGGACAUCUAUUCAGGGUGGUGGAGUUUCUGCCAUUCGUCUCCAUGUGACUAAAUAAACAGAUUCUUAGCUCAUCAAUCUUUGGUUACAUAGGGAGGAUGUCCCACUGGUGGUGGGGUCUGGAAUGCAGAAUUUGCUUCCUUUUCUUGCCUACUCUGUCAAUGUUCUGCUUUAACAUUUUACAUAUUAUGACUCAAAUCUUCAUAUAGCCAGUUAGAGGAGUUGCCAUCAUUCUGAAUAGUUGCUAAUAGGUUGUUCUUGACCAUUAAUGUCAAUGCUACCAGGAUUCAGGACAGAAACCUCCAGUGUCCGGAUGGCAGACAACUAUCUUCCCUGCUAUGUCAUUUUUAAAAAAAACUCUUAAAUGGCCAAUAUUCAAUGAGAGAACAAAGAAAAUGCUUCACAGAUUCUCAAGAACUGAUGUGUAGAACAUUAUAUUAGUAUAAUGUUUAACAACUAUAAUUUCAGUAACUUUGAGGAGUUGAUAUUAUGAAGCAAAAUGGAUUCAUGAAUAGCCAAUUCAAAUCCCAAAAAAAAAUGCAUGAGUUAUAAUGCCUUUUCCACCAAAGACAUGUUAAGCUUGAAAAUGGAAGACUACCUCCAAAGUAAUUGAAGAGGUAGCUACAAAAAUUAACUUUGCCAAGAGUACUGAAACAGCCCAGUUAACCAUACUAUUACUAAAGUCAUUCAGCAUUGUAUAUAUCAGAAUUUUAAGAGAGUACAUUUGUUCUAAAAAUGAGGACAAGAGUUUAUUGUGGAUAGAAUAAGGCAGAGUGUCCAGGAAUUAAGUAAUACAUAACUCAGCGUGAGCAUAUAGUUUUACCUAUAGAAACCACUAAUAGGUAGUUUACAGCCAUUUUACAGCAUGCAUUCAUUUGGACAUUAACAUUCACUGUGUUGAAUUGAACAAAACAUGUAAAAUCAUGCUGUUAAGAUAAGCAUCAAGAUCUUUCUUUCAUUAGAAGAUAAUACCAAUUGUAAGGACAGAAUAUGGUUGAAGAAUUUACCUGUGUGAGGAGAUAAUAACAAUGUAUACUUCAGGAAUUCAGGAAAAACAAGUGGUUAAGGACAAUCUCAACUAAGACUUAAUUUUCUGGGCAUUCAGUGUUAAGAUCAAACGUGGUCUGUUUCCUAGGUACAAUGCAUGCUACCCGCACUUUUGUGCUGGUUGAUGACUGCUCAUCAUCAACAGCAUUCAUCCCAACCGGGAGCACAAUAAUAGGUCUUCUCCUGCUAACUUUAUCUCUGUUAGUGCAAUAUUGCUGUGUUGUACCCAGAGAGC